AUGUGGGCGAACUUUGCUCGCAGCAAAUUUUCCACGGCUGGGAAUACUACAACGAACAGGAUCGAGUCAAACUGGAAUCAAGUGAAAAUACUGUUGGGGCACAAGACACGAAUUGACAAGACUAUUGCGGGCUUGGUGCAGCAUCAAAUCAUGAUAACUCAGCAGAUCGGGUUCGUCAUCGCGCAGCACCAUUCGACUUCGCCCAAAGUGAGAAAAGAGUGGGAACGAUUUGUGAACUUCAUGGCAGAUGCGACUUGUGAGCGUACAGCGUCGAGUCCUUCACAAUGGAAAAUUAUUGCGGGAAUCAAACCUUUCGCUGUCACGAUUCACCAUUUACCAUGUCGUCAUCUUAUGUACUUAGCACGCGAGGGGCAUGGCUUCAAACUGCUUCCAGCUAUGGCAAUUCAUGAUCGGUGGAGUUCGUACCAGACCUUGGAAGUGAAAAACGAAUUGACGGCUGCAGCGGAAAUGUUACAGCCAAUUGUGCAGAUGUCC
Molecule: messenger RNA, 495 nt
Organism: Phytophthora sojae
Lineage: Eukaryota; Oomycota; Peronosporomycetes; Peronosporales; Peronosporaceae
Exons: 3
Source: RefSeq, a predicted model, not a curated record